GUGGCCAUUGUGUCCCGUCUGGAACACGAGAGUUGAAGUCCGGGAACUCAAAUUGCUGGGAAACCCGGAGACGUGGGGGGCAACUUAAUCCUCCCAAGAAUGUUCAGAGUUACGUCCGAAAGGCAGAAAAGAAAAGUGUUGGGAGCACAGUUAUCUCUGUACCCGACUCAGCAAUUCCUGUUUGUCGGAAUUAGUGCUACGGCAAAGAUCCCCUGUUCUUCCAAAGAAAAACUGGAAGGAGGUGGCAUUUCGGUUUAUUGGUACAGGAGAAGAGAAGGCGAGGGGCCCACCUGCAUCAAGAAAUGCUUAGAUGAUCAAAAUGUAAGUAAGUUUGCCUGCAAACCCGAGACACACGGCAUGACACUGGAAAUCUACAACGUCCAGCAGAACGAGUCUGGUGACUAUUACUGUGCUGUUAAAACCAGCAGCUAUCUGAUUUUCGGCAAUGGAUCCACACUGAUUGUUGGAGACAGCUACACCACCAGCAGCUGGGUUUUGCUUCUGGCUCCAUCUCUCCCUGGUCUUAUUUCCACUGGGACGGUUGAUCUGGCUUGCCUUGUUCAUGGAGUUUCCAACCCAGUCCAAAUUUCCUGGAAUAUUUCUGGGGAUUGGCAGGAACAAGCACUAAUGCGAUCACUGAAAGCAAAGGAUGGAUCCUUAAUGCUCAUAAGUCACAUUAGCAUCCCGAAGGACGCCUGGACCAGUGCGAAAAUUCUCACCUGUGAAGUCAAAUUCAACUCUUCUGGCAACAGUGUGAAGAAAAGUGCCAGGUAUAUUGAACGCUUUGACGAUGGAUGCUUUCAGUACGCCGUUCCCCUGGCAGUAGGGGGAGCCCUGGUGCUGUUGAUGGUGUCUCUGAGCCUUGUUUGGAUUUGCUGCCCUUCCACUCGAGGAUUCCAGGCCUGCAGCUCAGCACCGCCAGCCCCAGAGGAGCACCAGGAUGGGCUUGUGUACUGUCAGCUGGAUUUUGAUUCGAGGCAGCGUGGCCGGAGCACGAUGGAGCGACCAGCGAGAGGGAAGAGUGAAAAAUCCUGACCUACCUGGUACAGGGGGAUCUGAACUGGCAAACUGACUGCUGAUCCGAAUGGGAUGAGUUGAAUCCUUCCUGGCUCCCAGGUCUCGUCUGGGCUCAAUCUCUGCACCAAUCGAGCAAAACCAAGUUAGUUACAUUAGCGUAAACCCCGUGUAGGGACGCGGCUUUACAGCUAAUUCAAAGGUAUUGGGGUUAGUUAUAUUGUUCCUGUACAAGCAAUGCCAAUAAACACCAUUUGUAACUGUGUACACACUGGGGCUUGCAUAGAUUUAACACAGUCGUUUCCCCUGAUUUAGUUAAACUGGUUCAGAAAUGGGAUGGUUAGAUG
This is a messenger RNA of Trachemys scripta elegans, 1361 nucleotides long. RefSeq names its product immunoglobulin kappa light chain-like. The transcript is spliced from 6 exons. Gene Ontology annotation, molecular function: coreceptor activity; MHC class I protein binding. The record is from RefSeq and is a predicted model, not a curated record. Gene Ontology annotation, biological process: regulation of immune response. Gene Ontology annotation, cellular component: cell surface. NCBI's taxonomy places the organism in Eukaryota, Metazoa, Chordata, Testudines, Emydidae. Bases 100 to 1035 code for a protein of 311 amino acids.